Molecule: messenger RNA, 816 nt
Organism: Saccoglossus kowalevskii
Lineage: Eukaryota; Metazoa; Hemichordata; Enteropneusta; Harrimaniidae
Product: E3 ubiquitin-protein ligase TRIM56-like
Source: RefSeq, a predicted model, not a curated record
AUGGCUGUAGUAGAUGCCAGUGCUGUCUUAGCAGAGAUUAAUGAAGACUUUCUGUGUUGUGUUAUAUGUCUAGAACGAUAUUCAGAUCCAAAGAUACUACCAUGUCAUCAUACGUUUUGUAAGAAAUGUCUAGUGCAGCAAGCUGAGAAACAAACACCCCAGAUCCUGAUGUGUCCAACCUGUAACAAGUCAGUAAAGGUUCCAGUCAAUGAUCUGCAGUCUAAUUUUUUCAUGAGCUCACUUCUAGACAAAGUACCUGAGAAACUGGAAUCUAGUACCCCUAGACAGUGUGAAUUUUGUGAAGAAAAUGAAGUCACCUUCAUCUGCCUUGAAUGUCAACAGUAUUCCUGUACAUUUUGUUCCAAAGCACAUAAAAAAUCCAGGGUGGCAAAAUCUCAUCAAGUUUUAUCAUUUGAAGACUAUCAAGAGGCCAAAGAAAAGAAGCCAUUUGCUGUACAGCCGAUACAAUAUUGUGAUGUCCACACAGAUAAUCAGUUGAAAUACUACUGUGACACGUGUCAGAUACCUAUAUGUAUGGAGUGUACAAUCAUAGAUCAUAAAGUACACCAACACAGAUAUAUUAAAGAGGUGGCAGAUGAGUACACCAAAGAAUUGAAGGUGAACGUCGGGAAGUUAAAAGUAAAAGCAGAUGAAGCAGAGACAAGUAAAAUAUCAGCCAAGGCAGCCUGUAAAAAACUGAAGUCUUGCUGUGAAGAAGAAGAAGCAAAGAUAAACAAGAAAACAAAUGAAAUCUUGGAAGAUCUGAGACGACAAGAUGGAAGCAGUUCAGCAAAAACAGAGGAGAUUGGUGGAUGA